Eucalyptus grandis is the source of this 990-nucleotide messenger RNA. RefSeq names its product cytosolic sulfotransferase 12-like. Gene Ontology annotation, biological process: sulfation. The coding region runs from base 1 to 990 and encodes 329 amino acids. Gene Ontology annotation, cellular component: cytoplasm. The record is from RefSeq and is a predicted model, not a curated record. Gene Ontology annotation, molecular function: sulfotransferase activity. The transcript has a single exon. NCBI's taxonomy places the organism in Eukaryota, Viridiplantae, Streptophyta, Magnoliopsida, Myrtales, Myrtaceae.
AUGACACCCUCUCAACCUCUCCAAGCAAAGUACUUGCAAGAAGACGACAUCUCCCAAAAAUGCCGAGACCUCCUUCCCUUGCUUCCUCGCGAAAAGGGCUGGAUCACCACCUCUAUCUACCAGUACCAAGGCUUCUGGUAUCCCCCAAAGGUCUUGAGCGGCCUCCUUGCUUGCCAAGACCACUUCCAAGCCCAUGACACCGACGUCCUCCUCAUCACUGCCCCCAAGUCUGGGACCACUUGGUUGAAGGCCAUCCUCUUCUGUCUCUUGAACCGGGCUGAGUUCUCAGGCUCGAUGCAACACCAUUCUCUCCUCACCCAAAGCCCUCACAACCUCGUGCCCUUCUUAGAGAACGGGCUCUACUUCGGGCAAGAGAUCCCCAACCUUGCCUCCUUCGCGUCCCCAAGGCUCUUUGCCUCCCACUUGCCCUACCAUUUGCUCCCGACGUCAGUCAAGGACUCUGGGUGCAAGUUAGUGUACCUGUGCAGGAACCCUAAGGACACCUUCGUCUCAUUCUGGCACUUCGCCAACAAGAUGAGGUCCAAAGCAACAGGUGAGAUGCCACUCGGAGAGUGCCUCGACGCUUUCUGCCGAGGCGCAUACCCGUUUGGACCCUACUGGGACCACGCGCAGGGGUACUACAAGGCAAGCUCCGAGAUGCCGGAGAGGGUUUUCUUCUUGAGGUACGAGGAGAUGAAAGAGGAUCCACAUGUUCACGUCAAGAGACUUGCCGACUUCUUGGGGUGUCCGUUAGGCAAACAAGAGCUGAUGGACGGCACCGUGGAUGGAAUACUACGGAUGUGCAGCUUCGAUAGUUUGAGCGCGUUGGAGGUGAACAAGAGCGGGAAGUUGUCGACUGAAGUGGAGACCGAGUGGUUCUUCAGGAAAGGCGAGGUCGGAGAUUGGCUGAAUCACAUGAGUAUCGAGAUGGGGGAGAGAAUUGAUCGUGUCACGCAAGAGAAUAUGCAUGGUUCAGUGUUGAAGCUUUGA